AUGGAACAACAUCAGAUCCAAUUCUUACCGAAAGAUACGGUUGAAAUAGAUUAUGAAGCCUUACCGGAAGAUGCUUCCCUCGUUGCUCAUUUAACUGCGGGGGCAUUUGCUGGUAUUAUGGAACAUACUGUAAUGUAUCCUAUUGAUUCAUUAAAAACAAGAAUGCAAAUUUCAAAUUCUCCUCAAGAGUUUUCUAAAUCAGUUAUAGCCACUAUAAAUAAAAUCAGUUCAAGUGAAGGAGCUUAUUCUCUUUGGAGAGGAGUUUCAUCUGUGGUUUUAGGAGCUGGACCUGCUCAUGCGGUUUACUUUUCCGUUUUUGAAGCUACCAAGACUUUAUUAGUUAAUAGAUUCAUCACCAACACCAAUAAUAAUAAUAAUCAUAAUCAUAAUCAUAAUAAUUCAUCAUCAACGUCAUCUAAAUUCGUUACUGAUGAAAAUCAUCCUUUAAUUGCUUCAAUGGCAGGUAUAGCUGCUACCAUUGCUAGUGAUGCAUUAAUGACUCCAUUUGAUGUUUUGAAACAAAGAAUGCAAGCGACAACCAUCACAUCUGCCGCUGAAAAUAAAGCAGCUGCUGCCAAAGCAACGGCUGAAGGUAUUACUGUUCCUUUCAAACCUAAAUCAAAUACAGUUAAAUUACUUCAUACUGCAUCAACCAUUUAUAAACAUGAAGGUUUAAGUGCAUUCUAUAUAUCAUAUCCAACCACAUUAUUCACCAAUAUACCAUUUGCAGCUUUGAAUUUUGGAUUCUAUGAAUAUAGUUCAUUAUUAUUAAAUCCUAAUAAUAAUUAUAAUCCAUAUUUACAUUGUGUAAGUGGGGGUAUAGCUGGUGGGAUUGCUGCUGCAUUAACUAAUCCAUUUGAUUGUAUUAAAACUGCCUUACAAACAAGAGGAAUCUCCACUAAUGCAAAUUUAAGAAAUAUUGAUGGAUUUAAAACUGCUUCAAGAGCCAUAUAUAAAGAAUUUGGAAUUAAAGGAUUUUUAAAAGGGUUAAAACCAAGAAUUAUCUUUAAUGUUCCAAGUACUGCUAUUAGUUGGACAGCUUAUGAAAUGGCUAAAGAACUUUUAUUAAAGUGA
Messenger RNA from Scheffersomyces coipomensis, 1074 nucleotides. It is a transcript of the gene MRS4, whose product is annotated as Fe(2+) transporter. Bases 1 to 1074 code for a protein of 357 amino acids. Gene Ontology annotation, biological process: iron import into the mitochondrion. NCBI's taxonomy places the organism in Eukaryota, Fungi, Ascomycota, Pichiomycetes, Serinales, Debaryomycetaceae. Gene Ontology annotation, molecular function: ferrous iron transmembrane transporter activity. Gene Ontology annotation, cellular component: mitochondrial membrane. The transcript has a single exon. The record is from RefSeq and is a predicted model, not a curated record.